AUGUCUUUCCUCCGAUCCAGCGCUCUACGAGCGUCAUCACUUGCGCGUGCUGCACGUCCUGUGCGCUCCAUCCGCUCUGCCGAGCUCCAGCCAUGGCAACGAGCUGUCCAGCGCAGGACAUACGCCAGUGAACAUGGCGCCCACGGUGCGACUCAAAGCAGUGAAGUCCCAUGGAUGGUUGCUGCGGCUGCCGGUACUGCUACUGGUCUGUACUUAGUCUUUACCCAGGACUUAGGUCACGGUUCUGGACACGAUGAGGACCACCAUGCUGAGGCACACGAGACCCACGGCAAGAAUGAGGGUCAGGAUGGGGACGAGGAGUCCGGAAAAGAAGAGUCCAGUGAUGAGGGCGAGGACAAGUCUCAGGGUGGACCGAAGGAUGAGGCUAAGAGCAAAACGAAGAACCCUCCUCCAGAGGAACGCAACACUGAGCAGCCCGAGGAUCCGAGCAAGCCCGGCUCUGGCAAGCCCGACAAGAAGAAGUCCGAUGACUCUUCUGGGGAUGCCCCGAAGAACGAUGAGGACUCGCCUUCUCCCGAUAAGCACGACAAGGCCGACCCUCGCGGCAAGCCCAAGAGCACCAAUCACACAUCAGGCAAGCAAGAGGGCCUCUCCAACUCCGACACCCACCACAGCUCGCAAAUCUCCAAACAGGAUGACAAGAGCAAAAAGGGCGAAGGUGUUGCUGAGACUGCCAAGCUCAAGGGCACCGUCUCGACAAACCGUCCUGGAGCGGAGAACAAGGAAGAGCGCGGCAAGGCCCAGAUCGACAAGGACGCAUAGAGUAGAAACUUACCCUGCCUCUCAACCAUCUUGUAUUCUAUAGUACCCAAUCGGCGACCAUCGACUUCGUCGAA
Messenger RNA from Parastagonospora nodorum SN15, 857 nucleotides. RefSeq lists its product as hypothetical. NCBI's taxonomy places the organism in Eukaryota, Fungi, Ascomycota, Dothideomycetes, Pleosporales, Phaeosphaeriaceae. The record is from RefSeq and is a predicted model, not a curated record. The transcript has 3 exons. The coding region runs from base 1 to 783 and encodes 260 amino acids.